This is a messenger RNA of Pantherophis guttatus, 1373 nucleotides long. The record is from RefSeq and is a predicted model, not a curated record. NCBI's taxonomy places the organism in Eukaryota, Metazoa, Chordata, Lepidosauria, Squamata, Colubridae.
CACCAGGUUCCUCCACUUUCUCGAUGCAAUGACCCUUGUUUCCCUGGGUCCUGGAAGAAGGGGAUGGAGGGGGAUCAGUUCUGCUGCUAUGACUGUGUUCCCUGCCCAGAAGGGAAGAUUUCAAAUCAAAAUGGUAGGGUAUAAAUUCUACCAUUUUUCCUUACAUUUAAGCAAACAUUAAUAAGCUACUUAAUGCAUAAAAUUGAUAAGGCGAUAUUCAGUAUUAUGGAAUGCAUAGAUGAAAAACUUCUUGACUUUUCUUAUAGAUAUGGAAGAUUGCUUUGAAUGUUCAGAAGACCAUCAUCCAAAUAAAGAAAAGAAAGGAUGUAUUUCAAAAGUGCUGAUGUUUCUAACCUUUAAAGAAACCUUAGGAAUUGGUUUAUCCUCAGUAGCUCUUGCUUUCUUCUUCUUGACAUCUUUGGUACUUGGAACUUUUAUUAAGUACAGGGAUACUCCUAUUGUCAAAGCCAACAAUCGGUCCCUCACCUACACCCUUCUUGUCUCUCUUCAGCUCUGUUUUCUCUCUUCUUUGCUCUUCCUCAGCCAACCUGGCAAAGUGACCUGCCUUCUCCGACAACCAACUUUUGGCAUCACCUUCUCUGUGGCCAUUUCUAGUGUACUAGCCAAAACCUUCACUGUGGUUGUGGCUUUCAUGGCCACUAAACCAGGUUCUCAGAUGAGGAAAUGGGUGGGGAAAAGAUUGGCCUUUUCUAUUGUCCUCUCCUGCUCUCUCUUCCAAGUAUGUAUUUCCAUUCUUUGGUUGUCAACAUCUCCCCCAUUCCCUGAGUUGGACACACAUUCACAGUCCCAAGAAAUGAUUUUACAAUGCAAUGAGGGGUCAGCUUUCUUCUUCUAUUGUGUCUUGGGCUACAUGGGUAUCUUGGCCAUUGCCAGCUUUAUUGUGGCUUUUUUUGCCCGUAAAUUACCCGACAGCUUUAAUGAAGCCAAGUUCAUCACCUUCAGCAUGUUGGCCUUUUGCAGUGUGUGGAUCUCCUUCUUUCCAGCCUAUCUGAGCACAAAAGGCAAAGCCAUGGUAGCUGUGGAGGUCUUCUCCAUCUUGUCCUCCGGUGCUGCAUUACUGGGAUGCAUAUUCCUGCCAAAAUGCUACAUCAUUGUUUUGCGGCCACAGCUCAACCACAGGGAGCAUCUCACAAAAAGAAAUUAGUACUCCAUGUGAUCUUCUUUCCUCAAACAAAUUGCUGACAAAAAAAGAAGAGAAAGUUUUCUACAAGAAAAAUAUAUAAAAAUAUUUCUUUCAAAAGAGGAUUUGUGGAAGAUUAUUGUUAACACUGAUGUUUAUUAUAGGUGCACAUUCCAAGAGAACUACUUGGGUGCUUCCUGGUUGUUGAAUAUAACAUUUUGUCUCUUUCAAC